Molecule: messenger RNA, 366 nt
Organism: Paramecium sonneborni
Lineage: Eukaryota; Ciliophora; Oligohymenophorea; Peniculida; Parameciidae
Source: the annotation of a GenBank genome assembly
CAAAUUCUUAUAUGUCUAAUUAUCAAAACUUAGUUGCAGAACUUAUUGGAACAUUGGAGGAUUUAAGAGAGAAAAAGGAAGAACUUAAGAGUGAAAUUUAUGAAGAAGAAGAAGAAAGACGUAGAAUUGAGAAAGAAUUGGAGAUUCUUUCAGAAAGACUAGAUCGAGUUAAUGGUAUUCAAUUAAUAUAAUUAAUUAAUCUAGAAACAGUCAUGAGAACAGCUACUGAAAAAAGAGAACUAGAAAAGACAAUAUAAGAAACUGAGCAUACUAAAAAUAAGAUUGUAGAGAGCCUUAAAACUCUAUUACAUGUACUAUAAAAAGAAUCAUAAUAUCACAUUAAAGAAUAAUGAUUACAUAUUUUCC